AUUUCUAGAUAAGAUAAGCGGUACUGUCAUUACCUUCAUUCUGUUUGAUUAUUAAGUCGUUUAGUAGAGUCCUGGUUGUUAGUUUAUAGUUGGAUAUGAAAAUGUGGCGUUUAAUCACGUUAUUCAUAAUUUUCUUUACUGGAAAUGACGUUUACGGUAGCAUCUAUGAAAACUAUCGAUUGCCAAAUACUUCCAUCCCUUCAAGAUAUCAAAUUAUGUUUUCAAUACCUACCGAAGUAUUGACUAGAGAAAGUAACACGUUUACUGGUGCAGUAAUUAUAAGGUUCCAAGUGACUAAACCAACAGAUGUUGUGCAUCUUCAUUCUGCUGUUAAUAUUUCCUCCAUGUCUUUGAAAUACAAUGAAAAUUUCACGGUAGCUAUUAAUAAUGUUUCUACUAAUUAUACUACCGAGAUAUUAACAGUAAAAUUAACGAAAAACAUAACGGUUGGAAUAGAUUAUGAUUUAGAGAUAGAGUACUUUGGAACAGUGGAAACAGUCAAUUUACAUGGAUUGUACGUGGGUCAAUAUACAGUGAACGAUACAGUAGAAUACUUACUCGCUACACAAUUCGAAGCGACAAAUGCCAGAAGAGUAUUUCCGUGUUUUGACGAACCUCAGUAUAAAGCUACUUUCGCAUUGUCUAUUUCGUAUCCAAUGGGUUUCGUAGCUUUUUCGAAUACGCCAGGGUUUGUGGAUAAUUUUGAUGAAGAAAAUCACAUAGCCACAAGAACCUUUUCAGAAACGUUACGCAUGUCAACCUAUUUGUUAGCAUUUACAAUAACUAAAUUCACGUGCACUUCCCGUAUAGUUGGUAGUACUUUUUUCGAAGUUUGUUCGAGAAACUCUACGAUUAAAGAUCGAGAGCUCGCAUUGGAAUACGGGAUUAAAAUCGUAGAAACUUUAGAUAAAUGGACCAAUUAUUAUCAUAAUGUAACUAAUAUUAAAAAACUGGGGCAAGUUGCUUUACCAGAAUUUGAAGCGGGUGCUAUGGAAAACUGGGGGAUGAUAACGUACAGAGAAUUAACCCUAUUGUGGAACGAAAAUUUGAGUGGUGAUAUAUAUAAACAACAAAUUCUAUCAAUAAUAUCUCAUGAAUUUUCUCACAUGUGGUUUGGGAAUUUAGUAACAACAAAAUGGUGGGAUAGCGUGUUUUUAAACGAGGGUUUUGCUAGAUAUUUUCAAUAUUUCAUAUUACAUCAGAUUGAUGGUAUGGGAACUUUCGAAAUGGAUAAACAAUUUAUUAUUGAUCAACAAUACAGCGCAUUACUAGAAGAUGGGACGUCUAAUAAUAAUUCUUUGAUCCAUGAAGCAUGGACACCUGAACAAAUAAGCAACAAAUUCGAUAUAAUAUCUUAUAAUAAAGGCGCAUGUAUAAUACGGAUGAUUGAGAAUCUUGUUGGCACAAACAUUUUUCAGUCGGCUCUUCGUCAGUAUAUAAAAAAUAAUGUUUUUGAAUCCACAACUCCUGACGAUUUGUGGGAAGCUUUUACUCAAGUUAUACCGAAUGGAACUCUACGAGAAUCAAUUCCAUUUACUGAAUUUAUAAAAAAUUGGAUCAAAGAAAGCGGAUAUCCGAUUGUCAUAGUCCAAACAAACGGUAGUAAUGUCAUUCUUACUCAGAAAAGAUUUUCGUAUGAAAACUUUGACGAUAAGCAAUGGUAUGUACCCAUCACUUAUAAAUUGUCUGGAAGUCAAACGUUUGAAACAGCUUGGUUGAAACCAAACAGAUCCUUGCAGUUGAAUAAUGUUUUAUCUGAUAACGGUUGGAUUGUUAUAAAUCAUAAUUCACAAGGUUACUACAGAGUUCAUUACGACAGCAUCAUGCUAGAGCGAUUAACAACGGCACUAAAAUCUGAUAUCAAUCAAUUCUCAGAUUUAGAUAGAGCACAAAUAGUAGAUGAUAUCCUCAAUUUGGCCAGUUCAACCAAAAUGGAAUAUUCCGAAGUAUUCAAAAUAUUACAGUACGUGAAAAACGAAACAUCUUACUAUCCAUUGUAUGCGGCAAUAAAAAGUUUGGAUGGAGUAAAAAAUAUUUUUGGAAAUGAUUCCAUAUUGGGGAAAAAGAUGAAUAAUAUGGUGCUUGAAUUAACCGAAAAUAUAAUUAAUUCGGUAUCUUUUACGAAUUGGACGACAAUAAACCAAAUCAGUGUUCUCAAAUUCAACAUGUUGUGGACAACAGUUUGCUCAAGUGGACAAGAAAAAUGUAUAUUAGAAACUACGAAACUGUAUCAACAAUUUAAACGUAAUGAAAUUAAGAUUCAUCCGAAUCAAAGAUAUCUCGUAUAUUGCAAUGCUAUUAGAUACAGUUCAAACAUACAAGAAGAUUGGAAUUUCUUAUGGAACAGACUACACGAAAUCGAUCAACCCCAUGAAAUUAGGGACAUUUUAAACAGUUUAGGAUGCACCAGUAACAAUAAGUACCUUGAAACAUUCUUAACUCAAUCCAUUAAUUCAUCUUCAGUAAUUAGACUUCAAGAUAUCACUACGGUCUGGUCUACAGUUUGUAAAAAUAAUCCGAAUGGUGUAGAUAUAGCUUUCGAUUAUUUUACUAAAAACUAUGAGCAGAUAUUGAAUUAUUAUACAAAAGGAAUGUCACUUUUCCGUGGAAUAGUAUCAAUGUGUACAAAUCAAAAUCAACUAGCAAAGGUACAAAAAUUCUAUGAUCAGCAACCAAACAGCUCAUCACUAAGCUCGUCUAUCAAGUCGGGCUUACAGACGAUAGAAAAAAAAUUAAAAUUCAAGUCCACUGUUGAAAAAGAUCUAAUGAAGUAUUUUGGAUUACCAAGCUCAGCUUCCAGUACAUCUGCUCUGUGUAUUUCUUUGUUACUAAGCAUUGUCAUCUUUAUAUAAAAAUGUUUAUAUUUAUCGUAAUAUUGUAAAUAAAGAAUGUUCAAAUA
Molecule: messenger RNA, 2899 nt
Organism: Diorhabda carinulata
Lineage: Eukaryota; Metazoa; Arthropoda; Insecta; Coleoptera; Chrysomelidae
Product: aminopeptidase N-like
Exons: 13
Coding region: 96-2852 (918 amino acids)
Biological process (GO): peptide catabolic process; proteolysis
Cellular component (GO): cytoplasm
Molecular function (GO): zinc ion binding; peptide binding; metalloaminopeptidase activity
Source: RefSeq, a predicted model, not a curated record